Cuculus canorus (common cuckoo) is the source of this 3822-nucleotide messenger RNA. It is a transcript of the gene YTHDF2, whose product is annotated as YTH N6-methyladenosine RNA binding protein F2. Gene Ontology annotation, biological process: mRNA destabilization. The coding region runs from base 241 to 1980 and encodes 579 amino acids. Lineage: Eukaryota; Metazoa; Chordata; Aves; Cuculiformes; Cuculidae. Gene Ontology annotation, cellular component: cytoplasm. The transcript has 5 exons. Gene Ontology annotation, molecular function: N6-methyladenosine-containing RNA reader activity; mRNA binding. The record is from RefSeq and is a predicted model, not a curated record.
GGGCCUCCCCCCUCCCCUUUCCUCCCCCUCUUAUUUCCCCUCCCCUCGCGCCCCCCUCCCACCGCCAUUGUGCCUCUCGUGGGCGCGAGGCGGCGGGCCCGGGCCAUAGAGGCGGGCCGGAAGGAGAGGCGAGGGGGGUGGCUAGAGCGUCGCCCCAGCCAGGCAGCAGCCGCGGGCGAGUCGGAGUCCGCCAGGCAGCCGCGCCGCGCCCCGCACAAAGCCGCCACCCGCCGCCGAGCCAUGUCGGCCAGCAGCCUCCUGGAGCAGAGACCCAAGGGCCAAGGCAACAAAGUGCAAAACGGAUCCGUGCAUCAGAAAGAUGGGUUAAAUGAUGAUGACUUUGAGCCCUACCUGAGUCCCCAGGCCCGGCCGAACAAUGCCUAUACUGCAAUGUCCGAUUCCUACCUACCCAACUACUACAGUCCCUCCAUUGGAUUCUCCUAUUCCUUGGGUGAAGCCGCCUGGUCCACGGGAGGAGACCCACCCAUGCCCUACCUGACCUCUUACGGACAGCUCAGCAACGGGGAACCCCACUUCCUCCCAGACGCGAUGUUUGGGCAGCCGGGGGCCCUGGGCAGCACUCCAUUUCUCGGGCAGCACGGCUUUAACUUCUUUCCAAGUGGGAUUGACUUUUCAGCUUGGGGGAAUAACAGUUCUCAGGGACAAUCCACUCAAAGCUCUGGCUACAGCAGCAAUUACGCCUAUGCCCCCAGCUCGCUGGGUGGAGCCAUGAUUGAUGGGCAAUCGGCCUUCGCUAACGAGACUCUCAACAAGGCUCCUGGCAUGAACACCAUUGACCAAGGAAUGGCAGCUCUGAAGCUGGGCAGCACGGAUGUCGCAAGCAGCGUGCCAAAAGUCGUUGGUUCGGCUGUUGGUAGUGGAUCCAUUACCAGUAAUAUCGUGGCAUCUAACAGCUUGCCUCCAGCUACCAUCGCUCCUCCGAAGCCAACCUCCUGGGCUGACAUCGCUAGCAAACCGGCUAAGCAGCAGCCCAAGCUGAAGACCAAGAAUGGCAUUGCAGGUUCAAGUCUUCCGCCGCCUCCGAUAAAACAUAACAUGGAUAUUGGAACUUGGGAUAACAAAGGGCCGGUGGCGAAAGCCCCGUCGCAGGCCUUAGUUCCGAAUAUUGGUCAGCAGCCGGCCCAGGUGUCCCCGCAGCCCGUGGGCCAGCAGAUCAAUAACAGCCCGCCGGUGGCCCAGGCUUCCAGCGGGCAGCAGCCCCAACCGCUGCCGCCACCACCGCAGCCGGCCCAGCUGCCUGUGCCGCAGCCCGCGGCUCAGCCCACCCGCUGGGUUGCCCCUCGUAAUCGCAGCAGUGGGUUUGGGCAAAACGGAGUGGAUGGUAACGGAGUGGGACAGUCUCAGGCUGGUUCUGGUUCUGCUCCUUCAGAGCCGCACCCGGUCUUGGAGAAGUUGAGGUCCAUCAACAACUACAACCCCAAGGAUUUUGACUGGAACCCAAAACACGGCCGGGUUUUCAUCAUUAAGAGUUACUCUGAGGACGAUAUCCACCGUUCCAUUAAAUAUAACAUCUGGUGCAGUACAGAGCACGGCAACAAGAGACUGGAUGCCGCCUAUCGCUCCAUGAACGGGAAGGGCCCUGUUUACUUACUGUUCAGUGUCAACGGUAGCGGUCACUUCUGCGGAGUCGCAGAAAUGAAAUCUGCUGUGGACUAUAACACGUGUGCGGGGGUGUGGUCCCAGGACAAGUGGAAGGGACGUUUUGAUGUCAGGUGGAUUUUUGUGAAGGACGUUCCUAACAGCCAACUCCGGCACAUCCGCCUAGAGAACAACGAGAAUAAACCAGUGACCAACUCCAGGGACACUCAGGAGGUGCCUCUGGAAAAGGCUAAGCAGGUGUUGAAAAUCAUUGCCACCUACAAGCACACCACCUCCAUCUUCGAUGACUUCUCACACUAUGAGAAACGCCAAGAGGAGGAGGAAAAUGUUAAAAAGGAACGCCAAGGCCGUGUCAAGUAAAAGGCCAUUCCUCCCAGAGACUGCAGCAGAGAUCGCAUCCUGGCUGUCCUUCAGAGAAAGAAAGAAGGAGCAAAAAAUAUCCUGGAGAGAAUUAGGACUUUUUUUUUCUUAAUUUCAUUGACUUCAAAAAGACUGACAAACUCGCAGUUUAAAAAACAAACAAAGUAUUGGAAUUUCACGAGACAUAGGACUUAAAAAACAAAAACAAAAAAAAAAUCCCUUCUAGAUAGAGUAUAGGUAAAAACUGUUCCCUUUCUUUUGGCUUUGGUUGUGAUUUCAGAGCAUACGCUUUGUUUUUUGUCUUUUUACUAUGUUUUUUUGGAUUUUAAAGUCCGUAAGUGGCAUAUACCUUUUUUUUUCUCUCUAAUUUUUAAACCCUGCCGCUUCUCUCCCUUCCGCCCCCUCGCGCCUCCUUCCCCUGGUUUUGACAUUUGCACUUGGAACACCCGAGUUGUAAUAUCCACCACAGAAAGUGGAGGAACCUUUUCUUUUUCUUCCCCCCCAUCCCAGCCUGGAAGAGGAGGAAUUCUAGGAGGCAUUUGGGCUUUUGCCCUAAGAAGAGUUGAAGAGAAAUUGUCCACGAGGUUGUGUCUUGAAGGUGGUUCAUUUUUUCUCUGACCCUUUGUUACUCAAAAGUCAAGUACUAGGAGUCCUAAGAAACGUUCUGUUCUUGUGCAUUAUGCGGAUUUACUGAUUAAGUCUGGAUUAAUUUGAUUUGAAAGCUGAGAACAGUGGUUAAAAAAAAAAGAAAACUUGUUUUGUUUACAGGAAAAUGAAUUUUGGACAAAAGAAAAAAAAAAGGAAAAGAAAUAUUGUAAAACGUGUAGUGAAUAUGUUUCUUCAGUUUCUUGUUAAGCCAAUGAGGAAUGGGUGUUGCCUUUCUUUUCACCAUUAAUCACUUCUCAAUAAUAAACGUGAGAUCCUGUUGAGCAUCACUGUUGUCUGCUGCUCCCUCUGCAGCGCUACCUGCUCUCACACGCCCCUCGGUCUUUCCCCAUUGCACGGAGUGAUUAAUACCUUAAAUUAACGAGUGAAGCAGAGUGCUGGGACCCAUCUCCAGGCAUCUUCAGCUUAUUCCUGGCACGCUGGAGUUGGUUUUGCUCCGUGGUGUUGGCAGAGCCCCUGCCUGCCCUCCCCAGGGGGAGACGGGCAGUGUUUGGCUGGCUUUUUUUCCCUAUUUCACGGGAUUAUCCAGCGGCUUCCAGGUGGGUGUGAAAUGCAGGCACCUACUUGCAUCCCCGAUCAUCUACCUUGGGAAAACUGCUUGAGGUCAAGGAAUCAAAAAUCCAGGUUUUUUUGAUUUCUUCUGGCGGUUCAGAGGGAAUAAAAGAUCCACAAAGGAAUCUGCUGUCUGAGCAGCGAUGUUGCUUUAAUUGUCGUCAUCCAGAAGAGCUCUAAUUUCAUUAUCCCAAUUAUUGAAUUGCAUUGGGAAACGUCUGGGAGCGCUGGCUUCUGCUUUCCUCACCCCGUGUGGAACAUUGGCCUGGGGAGCGCUGCUUUCCCCUUGCCUCGAUCCCACACCCAAAAGUCUGCAGGGUUUUUGUUCUAUUCUCUCUUCUAAAAAGCAAACAAACAAACCAACCCCAGCUCCAAACAGCCCAGUCUGUGUCGCGUGAGGACCUGGAGGUGGUUUGGGUGGGUGUCUGUGGCCGUUUACAUUUUAUUGGCAUAUUUAACUUGUUUUUCUCCGUAAGAAUUUCUGUCCUUUUAAUUCUUGGAUGACUUUGGCCUCUGAGCUGCCCUAAACUCCAAUUCCUUGCUGGUGCCCCCAUGUGUUCUCAGAGCCCGUGCUGUUUGCCGAGUGGGAGGAAAUAAGGGCAGAAAGUUUGAUGUUAUUAAAGG